Anopheles cruzii is the source of this 1654-nucleotide messenger RNA. Its product is annotated as serine, glycine, tyrosine and glutamine-rich protein. The transcript is spliced from 2 exons. The record is from RefSeq and is a predicted model, not a curated record. NCBI's taxonomy places the organism in Eukaryota, Metazoa, Arthropoda, Insecta, Diptera, Culicidae. The coding region runs from base 1 to 429 and encodes 142 amino acids.
AUGCGUUACGUCCCGACCAACAAGAUCAACUCGUUCAUCGACGCGAAGACGCGGUUCAUCGACAAGCUCGACCACGCGAACAUCGAGAAGAACAAGCAGCACCACAUCGAGGCACCGAAACCGGUGCCGGACUUCCAGUCGCUGAUCUCGUCCGUCAUCACGCCGAAGGUGCAGUUUAUCACGUCGAAGAUUGGCUCGCUGAGCGGCAGCUUCCUGGGCGGCUCGUCCGGCGGCGGCGGCGGGCACGGCAACGGCGACGGUGACGACGGGCACGGCAACGGCGGCGGCGGCUCGGGCGCCCCGCAGCUCGGAAACAUCGUGUCGUCGCUGCUGAAACUGUCCGGCCCGAUCCUGUCCGGAUCGUCCGGCUCGCAGCACGGCGGCUCGAACACGGUUUCGCUCGGCGACCACGACGAUGACGACGAGUAGACGGUGGCUAAGGGGCAAGAAACACCCACGCACACACGCACACACACACACACGAUCAUCAUCCUCAUCCCGUAGCACACACACACACACAGACACAGAGAUAGGCCCAUCAUCGGAAGUGGCUAGUGGCUGUUAUUUAUGAUGCGACCAGCCUGUUCAAGACGAGAGAGAGACAGGGAGAGAUAGAGAUGGAUAGAGAGAAAGAGUGAGAGAGAGAGAGCACACUAACUAUACGUGUAACGCGCGGGGAAUACAGCGAGGCUACAACAGGACCUCGAGCCCCGUUUAAAAUCGGACUCAGUUCCCCGGGACUGUUCAGCGGUCAAAGCGGCCGCCGGGAACACUCAGCUCAUUUGCGGGGUUCGCUUUGGGUUUUUUAUGAAUAUAAUUUUCCAAUUUCCGUACUCCUCAUUUUCCGAUUUCGCUUCGAGCCUUCGAGCUCAGUGGCUCAGUCGCUUUUGGCCGCUUUUGGUCGAUGUUGUUGUUGUACCGCGGAAAACGAGCUGACGGAGGAGCAGGCUUUACACACACACACACACACACACGCGCGCAUACACAUCAUCCAGUAUAUCUGACUCCUCUGGAGGUCCUUGUUACAUUGUGGCCACUCAAUUGGGGUUUCUCACUACUCCAAGCCAAGUCAAGGUCAAGUCAAGGUCACUUUUUGGACCUUUUGCUACAUUCCGGUUGCCCGGUUUGUUUGUUGUCCUUCAGUUGUCCAGUUGUCAUACCGUUAGCCCUCUUGCCCUCUUGUUUUAAAUCGAUCGAUCGGUAGCCUUUUUUUGGCGUAUGACAACACAACACUCUCACUCCUUGGACACAAACGCCCUGUUGUUUUCUGUUACUUUUUCUUUCUUUUUGUUCUAAUUAUGCGACCGGGGGAGAGCAGUCGGUAGCAGUAGUAGUGGUAGUAGUAGGAAAGGCCGGAAAAUGGGGCAAAACUUAUGGAUGAAGGGGCGAAGAAGGGGGGGUGGGGGGAGGGAGCUCGAGUUAAACAAACAUUAUGAGAGACAAGAAAACGCAUUAUACACACACCAACACACACACACCAAAACAGAUAUGACCAAGGCAAAUAGAACAAAUUAUGAUAAUUUAACUAAACAAGAAUGAGAAAAUUAAAAACAAAGACACACACACACUCACGCAUACACACACAUUCUAAAACAUAACUUCGAUUCUCGUAAUGAAAUGUAAAUAAUGGAAAAAAUAAAUGAAAGAUUAAUGU